AUGACACUGGUUAGGCAAGAGAAACCAAAUGACACGACACUGGUUAAUCAAGAGAAGCCAAAUGAUGCGACACUGGUGAGUCAAGAGAAACCAAAAACCACGACACUGUUUAGUCAAAUGAAACAAAAUGCCACGACACUGGUUAGUCAAGAGAAGAGAAACCAAAUGACUCGACACUGUCAAGAGAAACCAAAUACUACGACACUGGUUAGUCAACAGAAACCAAAUGACACGACACUGGUUAGUCAAGAGAAACCAGAUGAGACGACACUGGUUAGUCGAGAGAAACCAAAUGACACGAAACUGGUUAGUCAAGAGAAACUAAAUGACACGACACUGGUUAGUGAAGUGAAACCAAAUGCCACGACACUGGUUAGUCAAGAGAAAACAAAUGACACGACACUGUCAAAAAAACCAAAUGGCACGUCACUGGUUAAUAAAGAGAAACCAAAUGACACGACACUGGAUAGUCUAGAGAAACCAAAUGACACGACACUGGUUAGUCUAGAGAAACCAAAUGCCACGACACUGGUUAGUCAAGAAAAACCAAAUGACACGACACUGGUUAAUCAAGAGAAACCAAAUGACACGACACUGGUUAAUAAAGAGAAACCAAAUGACACGACACUGGUUAGUCAAGAGAAACCAAAUGACAGUACACUGAAACAAAAUGGCACGACACUGGUUAGUCAAGAGAAACAAAAUGACACGACACUGGUUAAUCAAGAGAAACCAAAUGACACGACACUGGUUUAUCAAGAGAAGCCAAAUGACGCAACACUUGUUAGUCAAGAGAAACCAAAUGACACGACACUGGUUAGUCCAGAGAAACCAAAUACUACGGCACUGGUUAGUCAAGAGAAACCAAAUGACACGACACUUGUUAAUCAAGAGAAACCAAAUGACGCGACACUGGAUAGUCAAGAGAAACCAAAUGACACGACACUGGUUAGUCUAGAGAAACCAAAUGCCACGACACUGGUUAGUCAAGAGAAACCAAAUGACACGACACUGGUUAGUCUAGAGAAACCAAAUGCCACGACACUGGUUAGUCUAGAGAAACCAAAUGACACGACACUGGUUAGUCAAGAGAAACCAAAUGACACGACACUGGUUAGUCAAGAGAAACCAAAUGACACGACACUGGUUAGUCAAGAGAAGCCAAAUGACGCAACACUGGUUAGUCAAGAGAAACCAAAUGACGCGACACUGGUCAGUCAAGAGAAACCAAAUGAGACGACACUGGUUAGUCAAGAGAAACCAAAUGACACGACACUGGUUAGUCAAGAGAAGCCAAAUGCCACGACACUGGUUAGUCAAGAGAAACCAAAUGACACGACACUGGUUAGUCAAGAGAAAGCAAAUACCACGACACUGGUUAGUGAAGUGAAACCAAAUGCCACGACACUGGUUAGUCAAGAGAAAACAAAUGACACGACACUGGUUAGUCAACAGAAACCAAAUGACACGAAACUGAAACCAAAUGCCACGACACUGGUUAGUCAAGAGAAACCAAAUGACACGACACUGGUUAAUCAAGAGAAACCAAAUGACACGACACUGGUUUAUCAAGAGAAGCCAAAUGACGCAACACUUGUUAGUCAAGAGAAACCAAAUGGCACGACACUGGUUAGUCCAGAGAAACCAAAUACUACGACACUGGUUAGUCAAGAGAAACCAAAUGACACGACACUGGUUAAUCAAGAGAAGCCAAAUGACGCGACACUGGUUAGUCAAGAGAAACCAAAUGACACCACACUGGUUAGUCAAGAGAAACCAAAUGACUCGACACUGGUUAAUAAAGAGAAACCAAAUGAAACGACACUGGCUAGUCAAAAGAAACCAAAUGACACGACACUGGUCAGUCAAGAGAAACCAAAUGACUCGACACUGGUUAGUCAAUAG
Molecule: messenger RNA, 1905 nt
Organism: Saccoglossus kowalevskii
Lineage: Eukaryota; Metazoa; Hemichordata; Enteropneusta; Harrimaniidae
Product: endochitinase 2-like
Source: RefSeq, a predicted model, not a curated record